AUGAUUGACUGCGUGCACGGCCUCCCAGGGUCGCUAGAAACAACUCAUGAGGAGCUGAAACAGUUUCACUCCAUUAGGUUAGCGAUCGGUACAUGGGAGUUCCGAAGCGGGCGCUGGGAGCGCUGUCUCAACCUCAAUGGCUUCUUCAACCUGGAGCUUCGUGCGCUUGGUUCGGGCUGCGCAGCCUUCUAUCCGAUGAAGCCCAGUCUUCGGGAAUGCGUCCGGAGGCUUGAAGCGAAUAAAAUCGAGGGCUUGCCAUUCGACGAAGUAUUCCCGGAACUUUGUUUUGAGUACACGAUCUUCAUCUUCGACAAUGGCCGCAUCAAAAUCUUCCUGUUUGACGGCCAGGAUCGGGUCUAUCCGGCCCCCAUUGGGGCAGCAAAGGCCCGACUGGAGCAAGAGGCAGAAGGGAUACGCAAGGACUUGCCAAGCUCAGAGGACAUCCUUCCCAACUCCGAGUUUGUCUUUCGCUCGCAUCUCAACCCCUGCGUCGCGAUCCCCGACAUGCUCUUGAAGUUGCGUUAUCGCCAUGGAGAUGCGGACUCGCCGAAAUGGAAGAACGCGCCUCAACAAGAACUCGAUCUUUUCCAAACCCUCUCGCCUGCCGACUACAUGCUGGAUCGCACCAAAUGGGAUGUCUUAACGGAACCGCCGUCCUCCCAGCGAUACAAGAUGGACGGGAUCCGGUUUAGCGCACGCAAUCGUCCAGUGCACACGGACGGCCCGCAGGUCCUGAAAUCCAAGAUUCCCACGCGUGAUGUCAAGACCGCGGCGUCUCCGUCUGUCAAGGCCCCAGCAUGCGCACCGUCUACGAACCCGUCUGCCAAGCCGUCUCGCAUACCGCGUCUAUCAUUGGCCUCCGGGAACUUUGCACCACCGCUGGCUCAGCCCCGCAUGCGCACGCGUUCCCAAUCCAAGCGGGACGCAAUGAACAACGGCGAGCACAAGCUAGUCACUUCUAGCAGGGACUAUUGA
Schizophyllum commune H4-8 is the source of this 975-nucleotide messenger RNA. RefSeq lists its product as uncharacterized. The coding region runs from base 1 to 975 and encodes 324 amino acids. The record is from RefSeq and is a predicted model, not a curated record. The transcript is spliced from 4 exons. NCBI's taxonomy places the organism in Eukaryota, Fungi, Basidiomycota, Agaricomycetes, Agaricales, Schizophyllaceae.